Molecule: messenger RNA, 1715 nt
Organism: Halteromyces radiatus
Lineage: Eukaryota; Fungi; Mucoromycota; Mucoromycetes; Mucorales; Cunninghamellaceae
Product: mate-domain-containing protein
Exons: 4
Coding region: 1-1521 (506 amino acids)
Biological process (GO): xenobiotic detoxification by transmembrane export across the plasma membrane
Cellular component (GO): membrane
Molecular function (GO): xenobiotic transmembrane transporter activity; antiporter activity
Source: RefSeq, a predicted model, not a curated record
AUGCAAUAUCAUCAUUAUGAUAGACAAGAAGAUCAUGAUAGAUCAUCCUUUUCUUCUUCUUCAUCAUCAUCUUCUACUGUUUCUAAUAUUACGGAACAUAGUCAGUUACUACCUUACAAAACAAUUCAUACCCAAGAUACUACUUACAAACAAGAAAUCUAUUGGUUAUUUAUUAACAGUUUACCAAUCAUCAUCACUUAUUUACUACAAACAUCAUUUCAAGUAGCCAGUAUCUUUGUCUUAGGUCAUCUUGGUCCUAUUGAAUUAGGUGCUGCCGCUUUGGGUAGUAUGUUUGCAAGUGUGACUGCCUGGAGUACUGCCUUAGGAUGUGCUACUGCAUUGGAUACAACCCUCUCUCAAGCUUUUAGUGGUAGUACUACUGUCAAAACUUUACUUGGUAUUCAUCUGCAAAGAGCUCUAGUGAUUUUGGCUUUGAUGUUUAUCCCUAUCUCGAUGAUUUGGUGGAACGCAACUUGGAUUCUCUUGAAAUUGAAUCAAGAAGAAGAUAUUGCCAUUUAUACUGGUUUGUUCAUGCGGUAUUUAUUAAUUGGUGCUCCUGCCUAUAUUGCAUUUGAAGCAGUUAAAAAAUAUUUACAAGCUCAAGGAAUCAUGUACGCUUCAACAUAUUGUCUUCUUAUUGCUUCUCCUAUCAAUGUUGGACUGAAUUACCUAUUUGUAAAUACAUUUGGUCUUGGAUUCAUUGGUGCACCUUUGGCGACAAGUUGUAGUUAUUGGUUAAUGCUACUUCUCUUACUAUGUUAUAUCAAUAUUUCCGGUCAUGGCAAGGAAGGAUGGGGUGGAUGGAACUGGAAAGAAUGUAGAAAAAAUUGGGGUUCGUUCCUUCGAUUGGCUAUCCCGGGCAUGCUGGUGGUCAUGUCAGAAUGGUGGGCAUUUGAACUGGCUUCUUUAGCAUCUUCCUAUUUGGGUACAAAUGCACUGGCAUCACAAUCUAUAGUGAUGUCGAUCUCUUCAUGUACUUACACUAUCCCAUAUGGCUUAGGGGUGGCAGUGGCGAAUCGUGUUGGCAACUCUCUUGGUGAAGCAAAUGGACAAAAGGCACAUCAUGCAUCAAUGACAGCAUUAGGAUUUGCGAUUGGAUUGGCGUGCAUGAAUUCUUCCGUCUUGUUAUUUCUUCGACAUUCUAUUGGAUAUUGGUUUUCUCCAGAUAAGGAUGUGGUGACAUUGGUGGCUAAGGUCUUGCCGUUAUUAGCUUUUUUCCAGAUCGCUGACAGUUUGGCUUCUGUGUGUGGAGGUAUCAUGCGAGGGCUUGCCAAGCAACAGAUAGCGGCCAAUAUCAACCUGGUAGCUUAUUACUGUAUCGCUCUUCCCUUGGGCUUUUACUUGACCUUCCCAUUACAUUUUGGCUUAAUGGGCUUAUGGGGUGGUCUAUCUAUUGCUUUAUUCUUAUGUGCUCUUGGUCAAUCUUUCUGUCUAUACCGUGUCCAUUGGCAACUGGAAGCUCGAAAAGCUCAUCAUCGUGUACGACAAGAAGAACAGGUCUUUUUGUAUUUACCUUCAUAGAUGCAUCAUCAUCCACCAUUAUCAUUUAUCAACAAUCAAAUAUAUCAUCAUCAAACAUCAUUCAUUAUUUACCAAUAUCAAAUAUAUAUCAUCUGUUAUUAUUAUUGUCAUCGUCAUUGUUACUAUAUCAUUUUGCCUAUCUAUAUUUCAUCUUUUUUUUUUUAUCAAUAAAAUCUAUCUACUGUAUUUACCCA